Molecule: messenger RNA, 2046 nt
Organism: Otolemur garnettii (small-eared galago)
Lineage: Eukaryota; Metazoa; Chordata; Mammalia; Primates; Galagidae
Product: zinc finger protein 501-like
Exons: 2
Coding region: 274-1614 (446 amino acids)
Biological process (GO): regulation of transcription by RNA polymerase II
Molecular function (GO): RNA polymerase II cis-regulatory region sequence-specific DNA binding; DNA-binding transcription factor activity, RNA polymerase II-specific
Source: RefSeq, a predicted model, not a curated record
AGUGUCCUGCCUCAGUGUUGAUCUGUUUGAUAUUUCUCCUCUUCAUGAUUUCAUCUUGCACUGCAUAGUAAAAGAAGCAAUAACCAGUCUUUCAAAAGCCCCAGAGAAACCCAAGACUUUGGAUAUGAGAUUGGAUUACGUGUUCAGUCAAAUAUUUCUGAAGACCAGAGACUUAAAAGUGAAGAGGAUAUUUCUAAAUGUGAUCGAUUUGAUGUGUCCUUUAUUAAAGCUUUAUUAUCCUUCCACCAACAAAUACUAUCGUCAAAUGCCAGAAUGUACAAAUGUCAUCAAUAUGGCAAGGUGUUUACCCAGUUACCACUGCUUAAUCAAUAUCAGGAAAUAAAUAAUUGGAAGAAACAUUACACAUUCAAUAAAACUUUGAUGUAUUUUAUCCAGAGCUUUACCCUAAAUAAUUACCAACAUAUUGAUGUUAAUAUGAGAAAUUAUCAAUGCAAGAAACCUGAAAAAUUUGUAAACCUGGUCUCAUGCUCUAGAAAAUAUCAGAAAGCUCAAUAUCCAGAAAUCCAGUAUAAAUGUGAAAAAUGUGAGAAAGUCUUUCACCAAUGUUUAAAGCUUAUUAGCCGUGAGGAUAUUCAUAGUCAAGAGUUUUCCUACAAAUGUAAUAAAUGGGUUGAAGCUUUUUCCCAGACAGGGAAUCAUUCUCAAAAUCAGAGAAUUCAUAUUGGAGAAAAAUCAUACAGACGUAAUAAACGUAAGAAAGUCUUUAUUCGGUCAUCUGAUCUAAGAAUACGCAAUAUAAACUGUACUGGAGAAAGCCUCUACAAAUGUAAAGAAUGUGGCAAAAUCUUUAACCUUAAUUCACUCCUUACUCAACAUCUAAGAAUUCAUACUGGAGAGAGACCCUACAAAUGUAGAGAAUGUGGUAAAGCCUUUACUCAGUUUUCACAUCGUAGACAACAUGAGAGAAUUCACACAGGAGAAAAGCCCUAUAAAUGUAAAGAAUGUGGUAAAGCCUUCACUCAGAUUGCACAUCUUAGACAACAUGAGAGAAUUCAUACUGGAGAGAAACCCUAUAAAUGUGAAGAAUGUGGCAAAGCCUUUAUCUAUCGUUCAAAAUUUAUUCAGCAUCAAAGAAUUCAUACAGGAGAGAAGCCCUAUAAAUGUAAACAAUGUGGUAAAGCCUUCACUCGGAUCGCACAUCUUACAACACAUAGGUUAAUUCAUACUGGAGAAAAACCCUACAAAUGUAAAGAAUGUGGUAAAGACUUUACUCAGAUUGCACAUCUUAGGACACAUGAAACAAUUCAUAAUAGAGGGAACCAAUAUAAUUGUGAAGAAUGUGGCAAAGCCUUUAACUAUCGUUCACACUUUAUUCAGCAUCAAAGAAUUCACACAGGAGAGAAACCCUACAAAUGUAAAGAAUGUGGUAAAGCCUUUACUCAGCUGGCACAUCUUAGAAAACACGAGACAAUUCAUACUAGAGGGAAGCCAUACAAAUGUAAAGAAUGUGGCAAAUUCUUUAUCAAGUCUUCCAAGCUCAGGUGCCAUCAGAAAAUGCAUAAUAAAAAGAAGUCCUACAAAUGUGAAGAAUGUGGCCAAUUCUUUACCUACCCAGCAAGUUUUAAAAAACAUCGGAUAGUUCAUACUGUAUAGAAACCCAUGUGAAUGUAAAAAAUAUGGUGAAGCCUUUUUUAACUUUCAAAUCUUAGACAACAUGAGAGAAUUUUUACUGGAGAGAAAUGCAAAUGUGAAGAAAAUGGCAUAUCCUUUACCCAGUCUUCAAGGCUUAGACAACAUCAGAAUAUUCAUAAUGGAGAGAAACCCUACAAAUGUGAGGGAUGUGACCAAAUCUUCUACUAUAGUUAGUUAACACCUUACUGAAUACCAGAGAAUUUAUACUACAGAAACCCUAUAGAUGUAACAUAAGUGAAGAGGGUUUUAUCCCAAAUAUACAACUUAGAAAUCACCAGAGAGUUUAUAGAGAAAGAAAACUUACAGGUGAAAUAAAUGUGCAGAAGUAUUUAAUCAAAACUAAGUGUUGGCUCGGCGCCUGAGGUUCAAGCAGCUAAGGCACCAGCCACAUAC